This is a messenger RNA of Malania oleifera, 528 nucleotides long. RefSeq names its product lysine-rich arabinogalactan protein 19-like. The record is from RefSeq and is a predicted model, not a curated record. Lineage: Eukaryota; Viridiplantae; Streptophyta; Magnoliopsida; Santalales; Ximeniaceae. The coding region runs from base 1 to 528 and encodes 175 amino acids. The transcript has 2 exons.
AUGCCCAAAAACCCUAUUAUUGCUGUUCGCAGGAUCUUUUUCCUCCUUCUCUUGGCUUCUCCCCCUUCCUCACCGCCUACUCCCGCGAAUAGCUCCUGGUCGAUCUCCUGGCUUGUUCCCCUUCCCCACCACCUGCUCCCGCGAACAGCUCCCAGUCGAUCUCCCACUGCUCUCCGCCGCCAGCCACUGCGCCAGGUCCUCCUCUUCCCCUCCUGCUCCAGCGAUCGUCUCUCCCAAUCUCCCCCUGCUCUCGAUCGACCGCAAGUCCGCUCCAGCUCCUCCUCUUCCCCUCAUCCUGCUCCGGCGAUUGAUCCUCUCUCCCAAUCUCCCCCUGGUCUCAGCCGGAAGCCCAGUCCCGAUUCUUCUUGCGGGGGUCAAGAAUGGGGGGAUGAGCAUGAGUGGAGGCAAAGACAGCAACGCGCACCUGCACCUGCACCUGCGCCUGCUUCCGUGAAGUUUCUUGAAGCUGCAUUUUGUUUCCUCAUAUUUGAUGCAGCAAUUAUGGCCGGAGUUCGAUCUAGCCACUAG